UAUUAAAAAAGAACGAGUAUUAUUGUCAAAAAUAAAUGAAAGAAUUGCCCGUAAUAGAAAGCACCAAAAACCACCAGAAAAAGUAGCAGUAGCAGAGGUUAAACUAAAGAAACAAAAGAUCACGCGAAAACACGAGGAGCUUACGGAUAAAAUAGCAAUAAAUAAACAAAAAGCCGAAACUGAAUUAAUUGAUAAUAUAGUGAAAGAGGAUCGUGAGAAUAGUGCAAUCACCCGUAAUGCUGAUAAUUCAAUCAAUGAGACUGAUUAUGAGCCAGAGGUCAAUUCUGAACGUGAUUCUACUGAAAUCGGAGAAUUCAUGACCAAUUCAAUAAAAAAUAAAAGACAAGCAUCAGAAGAAUUAACUCAAAAUAUAUUAGAAGCAUUUCCGAGAUUCGAAAUACCCAAAAAAACUGCCACUGAAAUGGCAAUAAGUAAGAGAUUAGGAAUCACCGAUUGGAUAGCGUAUCCUCUUAUCGUUGAUCCAGAAAAGACAAUACCUGUUGAUAAGAAAGAUGACGAAGGUGAUGAGAGACUUGGGCUAUCGGAGAAAUUGAUUGCGCGAUGUAAGGCGUUGGGGAUAACUGAAUUUUUUGCGGUACAGCUAGCCGUGAUCCCCAUUCUUUUAAGUUCACGGUCACUAUUAAAUACUCAUCAUCUAUCACCACCAGGAGACAUAUGCGUAUCGGCACCAACGGGAAGCGGCAAAACUUUAGCAUAUGUACUUCCGAUUAUCGAGAUCCUAUCUAAACGUAUUGUAACACGUCUUCGUGCACUUGUAGUACUGCCAACAAGGGACUUAGUUACUCAAGUAAAAGAAACAUUUGAGGCUUUUUGUAAGGGCACUGAUUUGAAGAUAGGAGUGAUAACAGGACAGACGUCGUUCGCGAGCGAACAAGCACAAAUAAUUGGAAAUAAUAAUAACUUCCGUUUGCUGGGAGGUUUCAGUAAAAUAGACAUACUCAUCGCUACUCCGGGAAGAUUGAUUGAUCAUUUGGCCAUGACACCUAAUUUCACAUUACAGCAUCUUCGUUUUUUGAUAAUAGAUGAAGCGGAUCGUCUCCUGAACCAAAGCUACCAAGACUGGUUAUCUCAUGUUUUAAAAGCCAUACGAUCCUGUACGCAAACACAGAAUAUAAAUAACAACAAUAAGGAUGAUGGAUGUCAUGGCAAAAUGGAGAACAAACUAUUACAAUCUCAAUUGUUUGCUGAUUACGACAUCUCUUCGUCCGACUUUUUAAGAGAAAUUCCGAUUCACGAUGCAGUUUGUAGUGCUACUAAUGUUCUGGGGCUACCAUCAACGGAUAUUUCAGAUGAACGUGAACCAUUCGAAUACAUGAUAAUCACAUCAUCUUCAGAAAAACCUCUUGUCGUUCUUCAUCUUUUACAUAAUUAUCACAUUUCCGCGGCACUUUGUUUCACGAAAUCAGUCGAAUCGGCUCAUCGUCUUUCAAAGUUAAUUCAAUUUUUUGAAGCUUCGUUCUCUAAUAAUGCAGGGAAACCCAGUGACAAUGACAACAAAGACAUCGACGAAAAGCAGAUAGUUGCGACUGAAUAUUCGAGCGAUUUGUCAAAAAAAGAAAGGAUUCAGAUAUUAAAUAAAUUCAAGGCGGGAAAGAUCCACAUGUACUUGAUUGCACGUGGAAUUGAUUUGGAUUGCGUGGAUACCGUAAUCAAUUAUGACGUUCCUUUGUACAUGAAAAAGUACGUGCAUCGCGUCGGCAGAACGGCACGUGCUGGCAGAGCAGGCGAGGCUUAUUCACUCAUUGAGACUCAAGAGGCGAGGCAUUUUAAAGAAAUGUUGAAAAAAGCCAAUCAUUUGGUCAAAGUGAAAAAAAUCAAUGUCAAACAUGAACUAUUGGUCCCGAUGGAACAAGCGUAUCAGCAUUCGCUGAAUUCCCUCAAAAAUUAUAUGACACGUGGAAAAUCCUCGGUAAUAAAUUACCAGAGAAGAGUUAUGGUGAAUGAGGCUGAUGGUAUAUAG
Molecule: messenger RNA, 1981 nt
Organism: Ambispora gerdemannii
Lineage: Eukaryota; Fungi; Glomeromycota; Glomeromycetes; Archaeosporales; Ambisporaceae
Source: the annotation of a GenBank genome assembly